Molecule: messenger RNA, 5034 nt
Organism: Linnemannia hyalina
Lineage: Eukaryota; Fungi; Mortierellomycota; Mortierellomycetes; Mortierellales; Mortierellaceae
Source: the annotation of a GenBank genome assembly
AUGGCGGAACCCCUGCCCAUUCGCUUCCAGGAACACUGCCAGCUCCAAAACUUGGGCGUCAACGCAGCAAGUAUCGGCUUCAACACACUCACGCUGGAAUCAGACCGCUUCAUCUGUGUCCGGGAUACGACGGGCGAACAGAACCUGGUCGUCAUUAUCGACCUCACCGACCCCACCAAUGUGAUCCGCAGACCCAUCACAGCCGACUCGGCUAUCAUGCACCCCGCCAGCAAAGUCAUCGCCCUCAAAGCCGGACGACAGCUGCAGAUUUUCAACUUGGAGAUGAAGACCAAAGUAAAGUCCCACCUGAUGCACGACGACGUUGAGUUCUGGAAAUGGAUCUCUCUCAAAUCGCUUGCCCUUGUCACCAGCACCGCAGUCUACCACUGGUCUAUGGAGGGCGACUCCCAACCUAUCAAGGUCUUUGACCGCCACCCCAGUAUGAGUGGAACCCAGAUUAUCAACUACCGCAUCAACUCGGACGAAAAGUGGAUGGUCCUCGUCGGAAUCUCGUCCAGGGAGGGACGCGUUGCUGGUUCGAUGCAGCUCUACUCCAAGGAGCGCGGUGUCAGCCAGCCUAUCGAGGGUCACGCUGCUGCAUUUGCUGAGCUUACGUUGGAUGGUGGCAACUCUCCCACAAAGCUGUUUGCCUUUGCUGUUCGCACCGCAGUUGGAGCCAAGCUGCACGUUGUUGAGGUUGACCACAAGGACGGCAACCCAGUAUACGCAAAGAAGGCCGUCGACGUCUUCUUCCCUCCAGAGGCCAGCGGCGACUUCCCUGUCGCCAUGCAGAUCAGUCAAAAGUACGGCAUCAUCUUCUUGGUCACCAAGUUUGGAUUCAUCCACCUCUACGACCUCGAGACAGGAACCUGUAUCUACAUGAACCGUAUCAGUGGCGAGACAAUCUUUGUGACAGCAGAGCACGAGGCAACAAGUGGAGUCAUCGGUGUCAACCGCAAGGGUCAGGUCCUCUCCGUCAGCGUUGAUGAGACCAACCUUGUCCCCUACAUUGUCAACACUCUUCGCAACUCUGAGUUGGCCCUUAAGGUCGCCUCCCGUGGUGGUUUACCCGGCGCUGAUGACCUUUACGUCCAGCGUUUCCAGCAGCUCUUCCAAUCUGGAGAUUUCAGCCAGGCCGCCAAAAUCGCCGCCACCUCACCAAAGGGAAUCCUCCGCACACCUCAGACAAUUGAGCGUUUCAAGGCGAUUCCCACACAGGCCGGCCAGGUCCCUCCUAUUCUGCAGUACUUUGUGACUUUGUUGGAGAAAGGAGAGUUGAACAAGUACGAAUCGCUUGAGCUCGCCAAGCCCGUUCUCGCACAGGGCCGCAAGCAGCUUUUGGAGAAGUGGCUCAAGGAGGACAAGCUGGAGUGCAGUGAGGAGUUGGGUGAUAUCGUCAAGCAGCACGACUUGAACCUCGCUCUUUCCGUAUACCUUCGUGCUAAUGUCCCCAACAAGGUCAUUGCUUGCUUUGCCGAGACAAAGCAGUAUCCCAAGAUCAUUUUGUACGCCAACAAGGUCGGCUAUACCCCUGACUACGCCACGCUCCUUCAGCACAUCAUGCGCAUGGAUCCCGACAAUGGCGCCGAGUUUGCUACUCUUCUCGCCAACAACGAAGGCGGACCCUUGGUGGACUUGGAGAAGGUCGUUGAUGUGUUCAUGUCGCAGAACAUGAUCCAGCAGGCUACCGCUUUCUUGUUGGAGGCUCUCAAGGACAACUUGCCCCAACACGCUCACCUCCAGACCCGUUUGCUUGAGAUGAACCUCAUGCACGCCCCUCAGGUUGCUGAUGCGAUCUUGGGCAACGAAAUGUUCACCCAUUACGACCGUGCUUCGAUCGCCAGCAUGUGCGAGAAGGCUGGUCUCUACCAGAGAGCUUUGGAGCACUACACCGAGAACGCUGACAUCAAGCGUGUCUUGGUCCACACUCACCUUUUCCAGCCCGACUGGGUCAUUGCCUACUUUGGUCGUCUCGCAGUCGAGCAGUCGCUGGACUGCUUGCGUGAAAUGCUGAGCUCUAACAUGCGCCAAAACUUGCAGAUUGUUGUCCAAGUCGCCACCAAGUACUCUGAGCAGUUGGGCGCCUCAAAGUUGAUCGAGCUUUUCGAAUCUUUCAACACCUUUGAGGGACUUUACCACUACCUGGGCUCUAUUGUCAACCUGAGCCAGGAUCCUGAGGUUAUCUACAAAUACAUUGAGGCUGCCUGCAAGACUGGUCAGCUCAAGGAGGUCGAGCGCAUCUGUCGCGAGUCCAACUACUACAACCCCGAAAGGGUCAAGAACUUCCUCAAGGACGCCAAGUUGACCGACCAGCUUCCUUUGAUCAUUGUCUGCGACCGCUUCGACUUUGUCCACGACUUGGUCCUCUACUUGUACCAGAACAACUUGUCCAAGUACAUUGAGACCUAUGUCCAGAAGGUCAACCCCUCUAGAACCCCUGCCGUCAUCGGUGCGCUGCUGGACGUUGGCUGCGACGAGUCUGUCAUCAAGAGCUUGUUGAUGACCGUCCGUGGCGAUAUGCCCGUCGGAGAGUUGGUCGACCAGACCGAGAAGCGCAACCGCUUGAAGCUCCUCCUGCCUUGGUUGGAGGUCAAGGUGAACGAGAGCAGCCAGGACCCCGAGGUCUACAACGCCAUUGCCAAGAUUUACAUCGACAGCAACAACAACCCCGAGCCUUUCCUCAGGAAUAACGCCUUCUACGACUCCAGGACUAUUGGAAAGUACUGCGAGAAGCGCGACCCCUACCUUGCCUUCAUUGCCUACGAGCGUGGACAGUGCGAUGUCGAAUUGAUCGAGAUCACCAACAACAAUUCGAUGUUCAAGCACCAGGCCCGCUACUUGGUCAAGCGUCGCGAUGCCAACCUAUGGGCUCAUGUCUUGAGCAACGACAACCCCAGCCGUCGCGCAUUGAUUGACCAGGUCGUGUCGACCGCUCUUUCCGAGACCCAGGACCCCGAGGAUGUCUCGAUCACCGUCAAGGCUUUCAUGGCUGCCUACCUCCCCAACGAAUUGAUUGAGCUCCUUGAGAAGAUCAUUCUCGAGGCCUCUGCCUUUAGCGACAACCGCAACCUCCAGAACCUUUUGAUCUUGACUGCCAUCCAGGCUGACAAGUCCAAGGUCAUGGACUACAUCAAUCGUCUGGACAACUUUGAUGCCCCCGAUAUCGCCGAUCACGCCAUCCGCAACGGACUGUUCGAAGAGGCGUUUGUCAUCUACCAGCGCCACGAUGUCCAUGCCAGCGCCAUCAACGUGCUCAUUGAGCACAUUGGCAGUAUCGACCGCGCCUAUGAGUACGCCGAGAAGACCGACACCCCCGAGGUCUGGAGCCGUCUCGGUAAGGCUCAAUUGGAUGGCAUGCGUAUUAAGGAGGCCAUCGACUCGUACAUCCGUGCCAACGACCCCAGCAACCAUGUCGAGGUUGUUUCGCUCGCCUCGCGCGCCGACAAGUACGAGGAUUUGGUCCGUUACUUGCAGAUGGCUCGUAAGAUCUCGCGUGAGCCUUUGGUCGAGUCUGAGCUGCUGUUUGCUUAUGCCAAGACUGACCGCUUAGUCGACAUGGAGGAGAUCCUUAACGGCUCCCCCAACGCUGCCCAGGUCCAGGUAAUCGGAGACCGCUGUUUCGAAGAGAAGAUGUACGCCCCCGCCAAGCUCCUCUACUCGAGCAUUUCAAACUGGGCCCGCCUUUCGACUACUUUGGUUCACUUGGGCGAAUACCAGGCUGCUGUUGACGGUGCCCGCAAGGCCAACAGCACCAAGGUCUGGAAGGAUGUUCAUGCGGCAUGUAUUGAGCGCAGGGAGUUCCGUCUGGCCCAGGUCUGUGGACUGUCGUUGGUUGUCCAUCCCGAGGAGUUGGAGGAGUUGAUGCGCCUGUACAUCAGCCAGGGCUUCUUUGAGGAAUUGAUGGCCCUGUUGGAGUCUGGUCUGGGUCUGGAGCGUGCUCAUAUGGGCAUGUUCACCGAGUUGGCGAUCUUGUAUGCACGUUACCGCCCCGAGCGGAUGAUGGAACAUCUCAAGAUUUUCUGGUCGCGCAUCAACAUCCCCAAGGUCAUUUCUGCCUGCGAGGAGGCACAUUUGUGGACGGAGCUGGUAUUCUUGUAUGUUCACUACGACGAGUACGACAACGCGGCGAUUACGAUGAUGAAGCGGUCGCCCGACGCUUGGGAACACAGUGCGUUCAAGGAUGUGGUGGUCAAGGUGUCGAACCUCGAGAUCUACUACAAGGCCCUCCGCUUCUACUUGGAUGAGCAACCUAUGCUUUUGAACGACCUUUUGGCUGUCCUUGUGCCCAGAAUUGACCACAACCGCGUCAUCCAGAUGUUCCAGAAGUCGGACAACUUGCCCCUGAUCAAGAACUACCUCGUCUCUGUCCAGAGCAUCAACAACUUGGCGGUCAACACAGCGUACCACGAUCUGUUGAUUGAGGAGGAAGAUUACGUCCGUUUGCGCAAGUCGAUCGAUACGAACACCAACUUUGACAACCUGGCGUUGGCUGGACGGCUGGAGUCGCACGAGCUAUUGGAGUUCCGUCGGAUUGCUGCACACCUGUACAAGCGCAACAAGAAGUGGAGACAGUCGAUGACGCUCUCGAAACAGGACCGCCUCUACAAGGACGCCAUGGACACUGCGGCCGAGUCGAGGGAUACGUCUGUCGCCGAGGAGUUGCUGCAGUACUUUGUCGAGUCUGGUCACAAGGAGUGCUUUGCGGCAUGUCUGUAUAUCUGUUACGACCUGGUCCGGCCCGACAGGGUGAUGGAGCUCGCAUGGAGACACCAGUUGACGGACUUUGCGAUGCCCUACAUGGUUCAGUUCACGCGAGAGUAUGUUGAGAAGGUCGACAUGCUGAACAAGGCCCAUGAGGAGCGCGAGGCCAAGGAGACCAAGGAGCGGUCAGGAGAGACACCCAUCUUGGGACCUGGUGGAUUGGGCAACAGCAGGAUGAUCACAGCCGGCCCUGGUGUGGGUAUGAUCCCACCCCAGCAGACUGGCAUGGGAGGCAUGGCCAUGGGAUACGGCCAGAGCGGAUACGGAUUCUGA